Molecule: messenger RNA, 2154 nt
Organism: Saimiri boliviensis boliviensis (Bolivian squirrel monkey)
Lineage: Eukaryota; Metazoa; Chordata; Mammalia; Primates; Cebidae
Gene: BFAR
Product: bifunctional apoptosis regulator
Biological process (GO): proteasome-mediated ubiquitin-dependent protein catabolic process
Cellular component (GO): nucleus
Molecular function (GO): ubiquitin protein ligase activity; protein binding
Source: RefSeq, a predicted model, not a curated record
GGGAGAGGCCGCUCUAGGCAGCGGGGAGGUCGCGAAGUUGAGGGGGUAGGGAAAGGAAAGCAGCCUCUCCUCUAUGGUCGCAAGGCCGGGGCAUUUUCACCCGAAGUCGGUCCUAAGUUACUUCCGGUAGCGAAACCUCUACCUCUUCCUCUGCUCCAGCGGGGGGUCCGGGCAGGGGAUAAUGGCCGAGUGGGUCCCGGGACAAGUGGAAUGAUUAAUGAUGUUUUGCAGCAGUUUUCUACAUCUGAAAUUUUCUAUGUCUGUGGAUCCCAGAAUUUGCUAAAAAAUGGACGAACCUCAGAAAUGCUAUCUGAACACAGUGGACCUUGAGAAAGAUGACCCUCUCAAAAGCACCGGCCCUCAGAUUUCUGUUAGUGAAUUUUCUUGCCACUGCUGCUACGACAUCCUGGUUAACCCCACCACGUUGAACUGUGGGCACAGCUUCUGCCGUCAUUGCCUUGCUUUAUGGUGGACGUCUUCAAAGAAAACAGAAUGUCCAGAAUGCAGAGAAAAAUGGGAAGGUUUCCCAAAAGUCAAUAUUCUCCUCAGGGAUGCUAUUGAAAAGUUAUUUCCUGAUGCCAUUAGGAUGAGAUUUGAAGACAUUCAGCAGAAUAAAGACAUAGUCCAAAGUCUUGCAGCCUUUCAGAAAUAUGGAAACGAUCAGAUUCCUUUAGCUCCCAACACAGGCCGAGUGAAUCAGCAGAGGGGAGGGGGAUUUUUUUCUGGUGUGCUCACAGCUUUAACUGGAGUGGCAGUGGUCCUGCUCGUCUAUCACUGGAGCAGCAAGGAAUCUGAACAUGAUCUCCUGGUGCACAAGGCUGUGUCAAAAUGGACAGCAGAAGAAGUUGUCCUCUGGCUGGAGCAGCUGGGCCCUUGGACCUCUCUUUACAGGGAAAGGUUUUUAUCUGAACGAGUAAACGGAAGGUUGCUUUUAACUUUGACAGAGGAAGAAUUCUCCAAAUCGCCAUAUACCAUAGAAAACAGCAGCCACAGGAGAGCCAUCCUCAUGGAGCUGGAACGUGUAAAAGCAUUAGGUGUAAAGCCCCCUCAGAAUCUCUGGGAAUACAAGGCUGUGAACCCAGGCAGGUCCCUGUUCCUGCUAUAUGCCCUCAAGAGCUCCCCCAGGCUGGGUCUGCUCUACCUGUACUUGUUUGACUACACAGACACCUUCCUGCCCUUCAUCCACACUAUCUGCCCUCUGCAAGAAGACAGCUCUAGGGAGGACAUCAUCACUAAGCUUCUGGAUCUUAAGGAGCCUACGUGGAAGCAGUGGAGAGAGUUCCUUGUCAAAUACUCCUUCCUUCCAUACCAGCUGAUUGCCGAGUUUGCUUGGGACUGGCUGGAGGUCCAUUACUGGACAUCACGGUUUCUCAUCAUCAAUGCUAUGUUACUCUCAGUUCUGGAAUUAUUCUCCUUUUGGAGAAUCUGGUCAAGAAGUGAACUGAAGACUGUGCCUCAGAGGAUGUGGAGCCAUUUCUGGAAAGUAUCAACGCAGGGGCUUUUCGUGGCCAUGUUUUGGCCCCUCAUCCCUCAGUUUGUUUGCAACUGUUUGUUUUACUGGGCCCUGUACUUUAACCCAAUUAUUAACAUUGACCUUGUGGUCAAGGAAGUCCGGCGUCUGGAAACCCAGGUGUUGUGACUGGCACUGCCCAGUCUCAGACUCUUCAAGUUCCACCGAUGUCUGAGCUUUGAUGCUUAAGCGGGGUGAGGCAGGGAGCGGAAUUCCUAUUUUCUACCCCCAGUAAAACAAGGUGCUGCUUUGUAUGUCAAACGCUCCAACCAUGUCCUCCCCCUCGGCCUGUGGGUAGUGUCAUCAGGGACUGACAUCCUUGCAGGGAGGACUGUCUGUGUGGCUGACACAGCAACAGCCCUGCCCACCCGGCCACCUUCCUCACAGGGACUGGGAGGUUCAGUCCCCAACGGCUGGCAAGACUCAGGGUCCUCAGUGGAUGUGGUGUGGGUGACAUCAGACGGGUGCCACAUCAGUCCCCUCCCCAAUGUCAGUGACUGACAGAGGAUCCCGGAUCUCAGAGCCCAAGACCAGGCUUGUGGGGUCCUGGCCUGUCCUCUAAGUCAAGUUUAGGAAAACAAGGAUAAGAUUCUGUCAUAGGCAUAGAGAGUUGCACAUAAAAAAUACAGAAGAAAAAAAAAAAA